UUGAAAAAAGAUGUGAUAAAUGCGCAAAUUUGUUGAUGGAACCGGAAGAUUUUGAUGAGACGUUAUCAGAUUCCUCUCCAAAUUCUCAUAUUAGCGAUCAAACGUAUUAUGAACCUGACGCAAAAGAUUUUGUAAUACGUGAUAGGUUCAAGUAUAUACAAACUCAAAAUGGUACUUUGUUAGAUAAUCAACUUUAUUUUAGUGAUAAUGAGUUGAUGAUGGAUGAUUCAUCAUCAUCAUACAAUUUGAAAGUCACAGAUUCUUUACGUCUCAAAGAAAAUAUUAUUAUCGAAUCGAUUUUAAACAAAUUCAAGUUACGUCAUUAUACUAAAAGACGUAAGAUCGAAGAAUCUGUGGUAUCUUUUCCUUCACCUGAUAUUGUUUCUGAGAAUAUUGAUCAUACUGAGAAUAUUGAGGAAGAAAGCGCUUUAGAAAAUUAA
Messenger RNA from Racocetra persica, 440 nucleotides. NCBI's taxonomy places the organism in Eukaryota, Fungi, Glomeromycota, Glomeromycetes, Diversisporales, Gigasporaceae. The record is from the annotation of a GenBank genome assembly.